This is a messenger RNA of Myripristis murdjan (pinecone soldierfish), 6907 nucleotides long. It is a transcript of the gene wtip, whose product is annotated as WT1 interacting protein. The coding region runs from base 652 to 2793 and encodes 713 amino acids. Gene Ontology annotation, biological process: regulation of DNA-templated transcription; cytoskeleton organization; response to hypoxia. The transcript is spliced from 8 exons. Gene Ontology annotation, molecular function: transcription corepressor activity. NCBI's taxonomy places the organism in Eukaryota, Metazoa, Chordata, Actinopteri, Holocentriformes, Holocentridae. The record is from RefSeq and is a predicted model, not a curated record. Gene Ontology annotation, cellular component: transcription regulator complex; P-body; adherens junction.
UCUGUCUGAGAUGAAUGCAGACGUCCCCUUCUUUCUAAACUAUUCUCUUUUCAGAGCCGGCAGCCCCUUGCUGAGUUGGUCGCAAUCAUUGUUUCUCUGCAGCAUUAACCACAUUCCAGAGAGGCGCAGCGCAUCCUGUCUCCAUCCUCGCAUUCCUUUUACGCAAACGAGUCCCCUACAUAAAACUGUAUUUUAUUUAUACUGCCGGGCACACGGUGUGCAUAAACUUCUGCAGAGUGAAUAUUUACGGUGCAUCCGAUUAUCCACUCGAAUUUGAUUCCUACAAUAGAGCCCGUAAGGAAAAUCUGGAGGAAAAACCAACAAGGGGAAAUUCCUCCGCGCAGCGCGCCAUUGACUGUAGAGACCUUUCAACUUAACAAAAACUGAAGUUGACAAACGUAUCCCUGUCGGCUGAAACUGUGAGAAAGAGUUUGUUUUUUCGGUGAAGGGGGGAAAGAAGAAGAAGACGAUGCGGCGCACGGAGGAGGUUUCUGAGCGCAUUUGUGGUUUCGGUAAAUGAGCGACGGCUGUAACGCGGCGUUUUGUUUUGAUUUCCAUGUGAAAUGCAAUUAGUGCUCUCCGGUCCUCGGUAGUUUGGCUCGCGGAGCGGAGCACACUCUCUGAACUUGUUUCACGCCUCGGGAGCAAAACAUGGAGCAUUAUGAGGAAGAUUUGGGACUCCGGGCCAGUAAAUUGAUGGAGGACCUUUCUUUAUAUGAGGCGUAUAAAGAUGGGAUGUACAAUGCAAGGAGAGACUUGGUGAUUAACCCUGAUUUGGAUUUCUCGGCUCCGGCAGUCGCGGAGCAUAAAAGUAAGCCAAUGAAUGGCACCUCUGUGCUUCACGAGCAGCAUCACACAGUGGAGAAUUACACGUCUGGGAAUAAAGUGUACACCGCGGCUCCGGUGCGCCCCGUGAACGGCAACCGGACCGUUCCUGUGGAUUUUUGUGCCCCUCAAAGAGACGCGGUAUUUAAUAACGAUGAGAGCUGUUGCACCAAAUCCGAAGUGGCUUUGCCGUGUUAUAGCGGCGCUUCCGAGAGGCACAGGAGGUACUCACUGGAGGUGCAGGGCCACAGGUACAGCACCGGCUCUGCUUUCGACGGCGUACCUCUCAACAAGCCGGUAGCUCUGCCUGGCAACAGGUGCAACAGUGUCUGCAUCACCACUAACCAUGACGGGAGAUACAACGCGACCAGUCCGCGGUCCAGCUUGGCAUCGUCUCUGUCCUCACAGGAGCAGAGCAAGCAUGCCAGCCCGAGGUCGAGCAUCAGCAGCCCGCGCACUAGUUUGGUGGUACCGGGCCAGGACAGGUAUACGAGCCCCAGGUCUAGCUUGGUGCACUGUGAAGGCAGCAGUGUCCUCAGCCCCAGAUCCAGCUAUGCAAGCACAGCCAGCGACACGAGUAAGCACUCCAGCCCCAGGGCCAGUCUCAACAGCUACGACUGCUGCAGCAAGCCCAGCAGCAACCGAACCAGCGGCAUCAGCAUGGGCUACGACCAGAGGCACACCAGUCCCAGGUCGAGUACGGCAAGCCAGUACUCGUUCACUACCAGCCCGAGAUCGAGCUACUCUGACUCUCGGUACGGGCCCGUGGGCAACCACGAUCUGGACGGGGGGAUUUUGCACGGAGCACCGCUGGCCAGUCCUCGAUCCAGCAUCUGCAGCCAGGACGGGAGUGCAAGGCCGGGCACCUCGGCCAACUGCGUGGUCAGUCCCCGGUCCAGCAUCUCCAGUCACAGCUCCAGAAGUUCCCGCAGCUCCCGAGGGUCUAUGAGCACCUACCCGGAGCUGCAGCUGCCCUCGCCCCGUUCCUCAAUGCUUGGGAGCAGUUUACACGAAGACACGCUGCUGCAUGACUUCUCGGACUCCAGCGGGGUCCAGAGCCGCGUCCACAACCCGGGGCUCUCGGCGGUGCCGGAGCCGCAGCAGCAGGUAGUUCAGACGGGGACGAGCGCAGAGAUGACCGCGGGCUCUCCUUCUUCGUUUGGUUAUGGGGUUUCCUCGAAAACAAGUGUCUCCGGCCAGAGGUUUAAACUACCUUACCAGGUAACCCCGAGCCGGGAAAGCGGUCCAAGCCAGGCGGAGAGAAGGCUGGAGGCGCUUACCUUGGAGCUAGAAAAGGAGUUAGAGAUGCACAUGAAAAAAGAAUACUUUGGUAUUUGUAUCAAAUGUGGGAAGGGUGUGUACGGAGCCAGCCAAGCCUGCCAGGCGAUGGGGAACCUGUACCACACAAACUGCUUCACCUGCUGCUCCUGUGGGAGGAGGCUGAGAGGAAAAGCUUUCUACAACGUCAACGGCAAGGUCUACUGUGAGGAGGAUUUCCUGUACUCCGGUUUCCAGCAGACGGCUGAGAAGUGCUUUGUGUGUGGUCACCUCAUCAUGGAGAUGAUCCUGCAGGCACUGGGCAAGUCUUACCAUCCUGGCUGUUUCCGCUGCGUGGUGUGUAAAGAGGGCCUGGACGGCGUGCCUUUCACUGUGGACGUCGAGAACAAUAUCUACUGUGUCAAAGACUACCACACGGUCUUUGCUCCCAAAUGUGCCUCCUGCAACCAGCCCAUCCUCCCUGCCCAGGGCUCUGAGGAAACUAUUCGGGUGGUGUCUAUGGACAAGGACUACCAUGUGGAGUGUUAUCACUGUGAGGACUGUGGCCUCCAGCUAAAUGACGAGGAGGGCCACCGCUGUUAUCCUCUGGAAGGCCACCUGCUCUGCCAUGGCUGCCACAUUCACCGGCUCAAGUCCCAGGUUCCCAGCCACCCUCCCCCCAGCUACCCCCUCCAUGUCACCGAGCUGUGAUAGGGAGGGGGCAGGGGAGUAGGCAGCAACCAAGCCCCGCCUCCCAGGUGGCCUGAGACUCCAGCAGCUGGAAGAAAGGCCUGAAUCCCCUUGGUUUGCACAGCCAGCAGUCCCAAGGAGGCUUCUGUGCAGCCAUCAGAGCUGGUGCCUUUGCCCUCAAUGGGACGGACAGGCCAUGGACUUACACACACGGGACAGCUCCCACCGCAAGCCCUGUCAUCAUGUAACGAGGCUGGGAAAAAGGAUUCGCCUCCUCCUCCAUCUGUGGUUUAUUCCAUUCCCCUCCUUUCGGGCUUCGAAUGCUGAAAGCCAAGACCCCAGCCCACCCAGAGGCCCCCGGUGACGUCAGAGCCCCUGACCCCUGCACAUUCAACACAGAGAGGGGCAUGGACUGGACGAGAGGAAGCGGACUUUCUCUCUCUUAACUUCCCUCUCUUUCAUUCCAUGGCUUUUUCAUUUUUUUUGUGCUGACUGAACCGGUGUACUAUGAUAAAUUCACCACUGCUGUCACCAGUGCAAAUGCUGCACAUCUCAGUAUCAGGUUGGCCAGGGAACAAGCCUCUACAUUCCAGUGCUGGCCGGGUUGGAUGGGUCCCCAGGGUGGGCAUGCUGUGCCUUCAGAGGGGUUUUAUCAAUGCGGCUUGCCACACAGAGACGAAGCCCCGCUACAGGUUAUGCAAAGGGCACCCAGCACCAUGAAACAGGGCUGUGAGAAAGACAAAACUCAUCGCCCCUCCCUGCUAUAACAGAUGCACCAUAGUGCCAACGGCACUGCCGCAGGCCCGGAGGACUGACUGGCAUUCCACUUAGAAGUCUUAGACAUGACCUUGAGAGAUUCACAAGCAGUGUCUUAAUUAAUGAUUAUAUUAUGACAGAAAAAAAGAAACACUUAGAUGCACAUAGAUUGUCUUUUAUAUAUGAAUAUAUAUUUUGCAGAUGUUUUCCACAUAAGAACCUAGAAGUAGUUUCUUGUUGUUUUUGUUGCUGCAUUCAUAAGAGUUGGAGGCGAAAAACCACACUGUAACAGUCUGAAGCCUCUGAAGAUCAUGGGUCUGUCAUAUCAUUUCUCCUCAGAAGACAUGGGGCCUCUGCAGGCAUCCAUCUGCCAGUGGGUCAGAGAUCUGUGGGCGUUUUGGGACCAGAACUGGCUCAGAUAGUGUUUGCCAAUUUUAAGCAUUUGUUUUAUCCCAUUUCAGGAUGGAAUGGGGUUUGCCAAAUCAGUUUUUAUGAGUGCUAGACCAUGGCUGCUCACUUUGUGACUUUGUAGCUUUUUAUUUAUUUUUUUCAGUUUUUUUUCAGUUGUCAGUCUUUCAUUGCCCAAAAUCAACUAGUGACAAAUCUAAUUACUUUUUCAGCCACUGGUGAACAGUAUUACUGUCUUGAUCCCCAAUAAAUUUGGCAUCAAGUUGAUAUGGCUGAUGCGAAUUCACGCUUGUACAAUUGCGCUAAUUGCUGGUCUAAUCCCAACGAAUCUGAUGAUAACAGUGCUCCUCAUAUACAGAAUAGCCCGUCCCGCAGCAAAAAGCGGGCAGCUGAGCCAAUAUGUUGAACAACAAUUGGCGCAUGACAUCAUCGAGUGUCCUCUAGUGAUUUCUUUUCAGCGGCCACUAGCAACUUUCCUUGGAAGAGAGACACGUCUAAAGGUCUGAGUUAAAUUUGUGGGUUGAGUAACUUCUUUUUUGUCUUUGACUCACAACUUACCUGACACUGCCUGAGUUGUCCUGUUCGGCAAACCCCACCCAUCUGGUUCUGAAAGUGGAAUGAAACAAAAAUGUAAGGAUCAUAUGCAAAAACCAUUCACCCUGAGUCUAUUUGGGGACUCUGUUUCUUGGUAUUUUCCAAGAUGUUGUUUUUGUCAUAUGAGUGCUGACAGCACAGUGUGCUACUUUGAAGAACCUGCACUUGUCCUCACGCCUUAAGAAAUAACCAGCAAGUUUGAGUGUGUCACUCUGGUCUGCCAUGUAGUUCGUUCUUGUGUUUUGGGAGGAGGUCCCUGAAAUCCCGGAGUUGCUGGUCCCACCCGUGUCUCUAGGGAGUCUCCCAUGUUUCCCUUGUUGGUUGUCUUGUUGUCUGGCUUUAUCUGCGACUGUGGUAGUGACUGUAUGUUAACAUAAGUGUGUAAAUGUCUUGUUGUCUGUGUGUGCAUGCAUGUUAAACUGUUGCAUGUACGCAUAAUGUGUAUAAAUGGCUAAAUGAGUGUGUGUGCAGGCAGGUGCUUGCAUGUGUGCUUGAGUCAACAGCUGUGUUAGAGGUGAACAUGAUUGUACGUGUGUGCGCGUGCGCGCGUGUGUGUGUGUGUGUGUGUUUGUGUGUGCGCACGCACGCAGAACAACUCUGAUUCAGAGUUGGCAUACGUCAUGAGCCUAUGUCCUUCAGUCAAGACAAAAACCACAGCAGUCACAUUUCAUGUUCACAUUCCCUUCAAGAGAAGCACUUGCCUUUAAUUUUGAAAAAUUGAAAAUGCCAUGGACCUGAAGAGAAUCAUAGCUUGGAUUGAACGCCUAAAUGCUGUGCCAUAUUUCCAGUGAUACCAUAGCCUUUUAUGAAUUAGCACAGUGUACACUUGCAUCAUCAUAUUGUUUGACCUAUAAUAGGUCGAUUUGUGUUGGCCUCUGUGCAAACCUAAUCAAAAACACACCAUGGCCAUAUUACACAUGCCUUUUUUUUUCCAGAGCAGACAUUGUGUUGUAGAAAAAAGAACAUUGCAAGUGAGAGAUGUCUGUGAACAUAUCUUUCUGGGAGAAUCUGUGCCAAGCAAGAGCUGCCAUAUGCACACAAGGCUGAAGACUGAAAGAUGACAUGUGCGAUUUGCUGGUUAACCCCCCCCCCCCCCCCCCCCCCCCCCCCCCCACCAACAUGCGCUUCUCUCAACUCUGAAUACGAGCUAGAACAUGUAAAUCUCCCAGCUGUCUGUGUGUGUGUGUGUGUGUGUGUGUGUGUGUGUGCGUGUGUACCAGUGGCAGGGCCAUGGCACAUGCACCUCACUGUGUUUGCAGGGCAGCGCAGCAUCCAACACCACAUAACGACCCCUGUUCUUUCUCUUGUUUCCAACACACUAAAUCAUUUGAAUUUCGCUCCAGUGCAGGUCUUCUUCAGAUAGUACUGGUACAACACUUAGUGUUUGUUACAGCUUCCAGGCAGUACUGCAUUGUUUUUUUGUUUGUUUGUUUGUUUGUUUUUUAACCACAUCAUGACAGUUCAGAGUGUCGGCAAAGCUGCCAUUACUAGAAAACAUGCACUCACUUGACAUUCAGAUGGUUUCCUCUGAUAGUUUAAAAGUCUUAACAGUGAGUGUGUUGUGGUUAACCCCACCCAUCUGGUACCCCAGUCACAGUAUAACAAGCACAGGUGAUUAUUUGCAGACUGUUUGGUCUGGGUGAUGUUCACUGUAGCACACAUGCAGGUCUCACUACGUACUACUGAAUCAUUUAAUAAAGAGGCUGAAAUCGUGGUUAAAGGCACAAGUCGACAUAGGCGUCCAGUGCUUUCUGAUGUAACCUGAUGUAAUGAGAUUCAUUCGAAUGUAAAAAUGAGUGGUGUGUGUUUGACAAACAGGUUAUAUAUUUGAUAAAGCAAAAAAAAAAAAAAAAAAGGUUAAGAAAUGGCAUUCCCCUUGUUAUUGGAUGUGCUCAAACUCAUAGCACAAGUCGAGAAAUAGAUCUGUUAUACAUGACGAGUCUUCACAAUACAGCCCCUGUAUCGAACCGGAAUGGUGAGGAUGCUUAACCUUGACCAGAGCAUAUCCCUUUCAAAGACUUCUUAAUUCACCUCUUAAAAAGUACUACUUCAAUUUCUAUUACAUAGCACACAGCUAGUUUCCCUGUACAUAAAGAGGCUAGUUUUUUUUUUUUUUUUCAUUUUCUGUCAAGAAAUCACUUUGAAACAGAAGGCCUCUUCUCCUACUGCUAGUUCCGAUAAGCACAUGUCACACGUCUUUUGUAUCGCUAAGUGUUUUGAUUACCUAGAUGGUUCAUAAAAAAAAGGAAACUAGAUCUAUUUAUCUAAACAUGAAAAAAGUCUAAAGUUAUUUAAUGUAUUAAAAUCAGGACGUAUCAUUUAACUGUAGAUGAUAUAAUCUGCUUUUUCAAAUAAAGUGGUUUUGUAGCUAACUUCA